AUGGAAGGAUUUUGGUUGUGUUUGGGGGGGGGGGGGGGGGGGGGGGGGGGGGGGGGGGGGGGGGGGGGGGGGGGGGUGGGGGGGGGGGGGGGGGGGGGGGGGGGGGGGGGGGGGGGGGGGGGGAGGGGGGGGGGGGGGGGGGGUGGGGGGGGGGGGGGGGGGGGGGGGGGGGGGGGGGGGGGGGGGGGGGGGGGGGGGGGGGGGGGGGGGGGGGGGGGGGGGGGGGGGGGGGGGGGGGGUGGGGGGGGGGGGGGGGGGGGGGGGGGGGGGGGGGGGGGGGGGGGGGGGGGGGGGGGGGGGGGGGGGGGGGGGGGGGGUGGGGGGGGGGGGGGGGGGGGGGGGGGGGGGGGGGGGGGGGGGGGGGGGGGGGGGGGGGGGGGGGGGGGGGGGGGGGGGGGGGGGGGGGGGGGGGGGGGGGGGGGGGGGGGGGGGGGGGGGGGGGGGGGGGGGGGGGGGGGGGGGGGGGGGGGGGGGGGGGGGGGGGGGGGGGGGGGGGGGGGGGGGGGGGGGGGGGGGGGGUGGGGGGGGGGGGGGGGGGGGGGGGGGGGGGGGGGGGGGGGGGGGGGGGGGGGGGGGGGUGGGGGGGGGGGGGGGGGGGGGGGGGGGGGGGGGGGGGGGGGGGGGGGGGGGGGGGGGGGGGGGGGGGGGGGGGGGGGGGGGGGGGGGGGGGGGGGUGGGGGGGGGGGGGGUGGGGGGGGGGGGGGGGGGGGGGGGGGGGGGGGGGGGGGGGGGGGUGGGGGGGGGGGGGGGGGGGGGGGGGGGGGGGGGGGGGGGGGGGGGGGGGGGGGGGGGGGGGGGGGGGGGGGGGGGGGGGGGGGGGGGGGGGGGGGGGUGGGGGGGGGGGGGGGGGGGGGGGGGGGGGGGGGGGGGGGGGGGGGGGGGGGGGGGGGGGGGGGGGGGGUGGGGGGUGGGGGGGGGGGGUUUAGGAGUGGAUAUAAAGGUUAG
Molecule: messenger RNA, 945 nt
Organism: Dicrocoelium dendriticum
Lineage: Eukaryota; Metazoa; Platyhelminthes; Trematoda; Plagiorchiida; Dicrocoeliidae
Source: the annotation of a GenBank genome assembly